Melanotaenia boesemani (Boeseman's rainbowfish) is the source of this 4334-nucleotide messenger RNA. RefSeq names its product heterogeneous nuclear ribonucleoprotein Ub (gene hnrnpub). NCBI's taxonomy places the organism in Eukaryota, Metazoa, Chordata, Actinopteri, Atheriniformes, Melanotaeniidae. Gene Ontology annotation, molecular function: promoter-specific chromatin binding; TFIIH-class transcription factor complex binding; poly(C) RNA binding. Gene Ontology annotation, cellular component: cytoplasmic ribonucleoprotein granule; nuclear matrix; membrane. The record is from RefSeq and is a predicted model, not a curated record. The coding region runs from base 150 to 2552 and encodes 800 amino acids. Gene Ontology annotation, biological process: regulation of alternative mRNA splicing, via spliceosome; regulation of chromatin organization; positive regulation of transcription by RNA polymerase II. The transcript is spliced from 14 exons.
GCAGCUUCGGCACAGCUCUCUGCCGGUGAAAGGUUGGUUAGGUAGUGGGUGCCAUUUGGCGCAGUUUUGAGCCAUUUCUAUCAACAAAAAGUGUCCUAUUAUUUAUUUACCGACGUAUUUUUAAUUAAUUUUGUCGUCAAACAUUCACAAUGAGCGCAAUUAAUGUGAAAAAGCUUAAGGUAAACGAGCUGAAGGACGAGCUGAAAAAGCGUAAUCUAUCGGACAAGGGGCUGAAGGCCGAACUGAUGGACCGCCUGCAGGCCGCGCUGGACGAGGAGGCCCUUGCUGGAGACUCUUCGCUGGGUCAAGAAGCCUCAGCUGACGAUGGUUUCGACCAGGCGGGUAUGGGAGAGGAGGAAGAGGACGAGGGCCCAAUAGAAGAAAGCAUGGAAGCUAACGAGGAAGAUCCGGGAAACGGGGACGAUGGCAAUGGCGUCGCCGAAGACGAAGAGAUGGGUGAGGGGGAAGAUGAAGGGGAUGAGGACGACGAGAUGGAUCCUAUGCUCAAAGGAGACGUAGACGAUAUGGACAAAAUUGACACAGAGGACGGUGAGCCCGGGGACCAGGCUGCUGAGGGGGAUGCGGACAAAGACACGAAUGCUGAUCAGAAGAAUAAGAAGGGUGUUAAGAGACGCCGGGAGGAACAUGGAAGGGGCUACUUUGAAUUUAUUGAAGAGAACAAAUACAGCUGUUCCUCCUUUAAGUCUCCAGUACCCCCUCUGGAAGAAGAAGAUGAAGAGUAUGAUGACACUAAAGUCUGCUUGGAUUCCUACAACUGUGACCUGCACUUUAAGGUGUCACGAGAUCGUUACAGCGCCUCAUCCCUCACGAUGGAAAGCUUUGCUUAUCUCUGGUCCGGAGGCAAAGCUACCUACGGUGUGAACCAAGGCAAAGCCUGUUUUGAGAUGAAGAUCACAGAAAAGAUUCCAGUGAAGCACAUUUCCAGCAAGAUGGAUAUUCAUGAUGUGCAGGUUGGAUGGUCUCUGGCAACGGGCACACUGCUUCUUGGGGAGGAGGAGUUUUCCUACGCUUACUCUGGGAAAGGCAAGAAGACAACCAACUGCGUGACGGAGGACUUUGGAGAAACUUAUGAGGAGAAUGAUGUCAUCUGCUGCCUUAUUGACUUUGAGGGAACAGAGGUGGUCUUGUCCUACUCCAAAAACGGCGGCGAUCCCACCGUCGCUUUCCAGGUCAGCAAGGAAUCUCUGAACGGCCAGGCUCUGUUCCCCCACGUUAUUUGCCACAACUGCGCUGUGGAGUUCAACUUCGGCCAAAUGGAGACCCCAUAUUUCCCUCAGCCGCAGGGCUACACCUUCCUGCAGCAGAUCCCUGUCAGUGAGCGGGUGCGGGGGGUGAAGGGGCCACAGACUAAGGCUGAAUGUGAGAUCAUAGUGAUGGUUGGUCUGCCAGGCUCAGGGAAGACUACUUGGGUGAAGAACCAUGUCCAAGAGAAUCCUGGGAAAUACUACAUCCUGGGUAGUGACACCAUUGUGGAAAAGAUGAUGAUCAACAGCCUGAAACGACAGUCAAAGGACAUCACAAAACUGACUGCCAUUUCCCAAAGAGCACCACUUUUCUUGGGAAAAUUCAUUGAGAUCGCUGCCCGCAAGAAGAGAAACUACAUCCUGGAUCAUACUAACCUGUCUGCACCAGGCCAGAAGAGGAAAAUGUGUUUGUUUGCUGGCUUCCAGCGUAAGGCUGUGGUGGUCUGCCCUUCUGAUGACAAUUACAAGCAGAGAGUCCAGAAGAAGGUUGAGAGUGAUGGCAAGGAGGUGCCUGAGCAUGCUGUGCUCAAAAUGAAAGGCUUCUAUGCUUUGCCUGAGGAAGGAGAGAGCUUCAACGACAUCAUUUAUGCUGAGUUGGUUAAGGACGAUGCUGCCAAGCUGCUUGAGCAGUAUAAAGAGGAAAGCAAGACCGCUCUGCCUGCUGAGAAGAAGCCCAACCAGGGAAGCACAACACCGAAAAGAGGCAGCAGCGGCGGUGGCCCCCGUGGUGGCGGUCGGGGAGGCAAGAACCAGUUUGGCCGCGGUGGGCCUGGACAGAGGGGUGGUGGACGUGGGGGCUUCCAGAACAGAGGCAACUUUAGAGGAGCUCCCGGCCCUCGCGGCAGCUUCAGCCGUCCUCCUCGCGGCUUCCUGCCUCCCCCGGCCUUUAGAGGAGGAUUCCACAACCGUGGGAACUUCAGCCGAGGUGGCGGCCCCAUUCCCAGCCUGGGCGGGUCCCCGAGGGGUGGAUUAAUGAGGGGUAACAUGGGACACAGGGGAGGACCCAUGAACAGAGGCGGCCCAAUGAACCGAGGGAACAUGAGCAGAGGAGGUGGAGGCAACAUGAGUCGUGGUGGAAACCGGGGGCAUCCCGGCCAGUUUCAGCAUAGAGGUGGCAACCGUGGUAACUUUGGCAACAAGAACAGCAACUACGGCAACAACAGGAACAGUGGAAGCUUUGGCAACAGGAACGGCAUGGACAAGGCCCAAGCCUUCAACCAGAGCUGGCAGCAGGGGUUCUGGAACCAGAAACCUUGGAGCCAGCAGUAUCAGCCUGGAUAUUACUAAGACACUUGUUGUAACGGACUGGUGGCCAACACUGAGAGCCCACCACUAGCCACGGAGCAUCCCUCCGCCCCUGCGGUUUGUUUCCUUACUUAGAUUACCACUUUUAAUAACCUGAAACCCACCGACCCCUGAGCAGGACUGAAGCAACUUGCGGAGCAACAACAUUCCAUCGAGGAGACCAGGCAACUCGAGUUUAAUCAAAGCUGAAUAUAGAAUCUCUGCUUACACAUGUACAAGGGUUAGGUUUCAUUCAUCCGUCUAUUCUCUUUUUCUUUUUGUUGUAUAUUUCACAUAUUUUCAACCAGUUUUAAAUGACAUGCUUUUAAAAGAACUUCUAAUGUUUAUAAUAUCAGAAACAGGAAACUCGCCGAUUGGGGCAAUUGAUGAUUUGCUUUUUCCCCAGAGUUGUGCAUUUUAUCUGUGCUGUGAUUGUUUCGCUUUUUUUUUUUCCUUUUUAUUACAAAUUGUAAAUAUUAUUUUGCGUAGUUGUUCAGACAUUUAAAAAAAAAUAGAUUGAAAGGAACCUAGUGACCUGCAGAGGUCAUGAUAGGUUUUGUUGUCUAACAGUUGAAUAAAGGAUCAGUUAAAUUACAGCAAGCUAUGUUUUUUUUUUUUUUUUUUUUUUUUUUUUUUCCCUCUCAUCAAAUCUGUAACAAACAUCCUAGUCCUACAAUAAACAGCUCAUUUGCUUUUUUACAUUCUUCCCGGCUUAUUGACUUUUGAUUUGGUUCAAAGGUGCGUAAAAGACCUUUGAAGGGGCGAUGGCCUGGUUUGCUAAUUCAAACAAUAAAGGCCUCAGCUCUGUACAAACCCCAGCAGGCAACUGUUAUUAUUAUUAUUAUUAUUAUUCUCUUUAAGUGUCAUGUAUUUGAUAUGUCAUAUCCAGUGCUUUAGGUAUUCUAAUGAAUAUUUCUAUAAGAAAGUAUUUUCAGGAUAGAAGUAAGCCAUUUUUAGUCAUCCAUUACGCCUUUAAUUAAUGUACUUUUAAUUAUUUUAAAAUUAGAGCAUUGACUGCUUCCUUCUCAGGAGAAAGUGUUUUCUGGAUCUUCUUUGUUAAUGGUUCCUUAAGUGCAGUAUGACUUCUUAAACAUCAAGCACUGAUGAGUCAAAACACUGAACCACAGAUGUCCUACUGCAGUUUUCCUUUUCAGUUCUCAUGUUGCUGGUUCAGCACAAGAAUGGGAGCAGGUUGGGUGGCUCAUUCUCACCAGCAGCUAAAAGGGCUACACAGCAUCACAACACUUCCACAACCAGCACCACCAACAGUUCAUGAACAUCUUUGUAAGCUUAAAGAAGUGGCAACUUUUUGCAAUCCAUCCUACGUCGUUGGUUUCAGAGCGCUCUGUGUUGGUGACUGUGUGGCCUGAUAAUGAUGGCAGCUUCCCAUUCAUACAGCUCCUAAUGUCUCCUGCCACUCGGUUAUAAUCCUACAUUACAUCAACUUGGGGAAACUACAUCAAACUAGAGCAGACAAAUCUAGUAGUUUGUGUCUUUUCAUAUACUCGUGUUAUUUAAGAAAUGUGUAAAUACUAAAUACAGCACUGAGUCAUGCAUGAAUGGUAAUUUACUCAGUAAUAAAUGUCUUGUGAUUAAGAAAGUAUCAGUUUGCUCGCGUACUGCUGUGUAAUGAACUGUUGGAUCUAUGUAAAUGUCCGGAGAGUGCAAGCUUUGACUUUACAGUAUAAUCUGUAAUACAACAGACCCUAUAUUUUUAUGGCUUUGUGUUGCAAGUUGUAUAUCAGGUCUUUUAUCAAUUAAAUCAUCACAAUGGCUUUAAAAACA